AUGCCAAUUCGUGCCGUUAUCCCAGCUUUCAGCGUACUCGCACGCACAGGAGCAGGACUCGGCUAUACGACUCGCCUCGGCAGCGGCGGCGGCCAGCUCGGUAGCGGCGAACAACAUUUUGUGCCCAACAGCGCCUCGCGCCAGGUCGGCGUGUCAACGAUUGCGAUCGCUUUGCAAGGUGUUGACCUUGGCCUUGGCAUGGCGAUGGUGGCAGCAGCCCGUCCAUCAUCGGCUCGGAGCGAUUUGGUUGACGAAGAGCUCUCCUGGGUGCGCGCGGCUCGGCUUCUCCUGUCGUCCGCUCCUGGGCUCCUGUAUGCACCGGCGUUCAAGUGGCUCUGGGAGCAGCGCUACCCCGAUGUGCCAUGGACCGAGUCCUGCGGAACGCUCAUCGUAGACGGCUCACCCAGCUACAACCUGGAGCUUCCUGGCACCGUCAGCUUUGAUAGCGCCUCGCCAUCAAAUUUGAUAACAACGGUUGACCUGCGAAAGUUCCUUCCACGACGCGUUGAGUUCUGCGUCGUCGCUGCAGAUGGUUCGCCUGUCGGUGUCUACCGUGUGACGCCGGGCAAGCCACCGUGUGAGUACACCGAAACACGGUUGCCGAUUGACCCGGCUUACACCGGGCCCAGCAUCGUAAACCUGCGUGUGCUGCGACGUGAGGUGCUCGGUUGCCGCCCAAACUCGGAGCCCACAAAAGGCAACGCCCCAAACAAGCUGAGGUCUGGGCAGCCCGAGAGCUGGGACGGCUGCCUACACUUUCACCUUUGGACGGACCACUGGCUUGAUUUGAACUGCCCAAGGCCACUCCGAGUGUGCCUCGCAAAUGUCAACGCCUUUCGCAAUCAGCUGAUCGCCCACGCCGCCAACCCCGGCCACCUGUCGCUCGCGCCAGAGGAGUACAGUCGGCUGUGCGAGAUGCUGAAGGUUUUUGCCGAGGACCACGUGAGGCCUCUGGACGCACGCUCUUGCGAUGCAAUGCUUCAGGCACUCGAGGAGAUCGACGGCAUGACCGAGCAGACGACCAACUUUGAGGGUCUGAUGGAGGAUUUGAGGCAGGAGGCUCUGCGCCAGGCCGGGCCUCAGAUCUUCGUCGAGAGCGGCUCCUCCUUCCUGAGCUGGUGCUGGCGACGUCGGCUCGUGCGGCUCCCGAUGUCGCAGCGGCUGCUCAUCUUCAGCUGCCUCCUCGAGGCGCUCCUGCUGCUCAUCUAUGGCGAGCUCCCUCGCCGCGCGGCCGAGGCUGACACCGCCCUACGCGUGCUCUCGUUUGUCGACGCGGCCAACUACGCGAGGAGGCUCUACAAGGCGUUGCGGGCCGCCUGCGCGCCUGCUUCUCCUAGCGUCUCCUCACAGCCCGAGCUGUGGGUGCAGGCGACGCGUGCCGCAUGCCCGCUCGAGUGCGACGGCGACAGGUGCGACAAGUCCGGCUCGCUGGGGCCCAACGCCACCGCCGCGGAGCUCCGCGUGGCGUCCAUCCUGGCCGACCAGAGCGGCGGCGGACGGUGGCCAAUCUUGGAGGCGGGGCGCACUCUCUUGCGGCGGGCGGCGGUGAACGGCAGCAGCGAGCCGGAGGCGUAUGCGUCCGAGAUCCGAUUCGGCGGCGCCGUGCGGCUGGUCGGUGUGUACGGCACGAGCUUCGCCGGCCUCGAGGGCGCGCCUCCCGCUCUCGCAGACCGCCGCCGCUGGUCGCCCAACCCGGUGGGCGUCCUCGAGCUCUUGGUGUCCGUCAACGGCACAGAGACGUGGGCCGCGGUCACACCGCCAGGUUCGGUGCGCCGCAGGGCGUCGGCGCGGCAGGGGGGCGCCACCGGCCGCGCUGCCACCGCGGCAUCGCUCCCGCCGGCGCAGCCCGCGCGCGAGGGCAGGAGCGGGGACCCCGGCGCGCCGAGCGGCGCCUCGUCCGACGCCUCGGCGGGCGUUCAGCCGCGGCGCUACAGCCCUCAAGAAGAGCUGGAGGAGUACGCACAGCUGGCGGCGGUGGCCUGCCGGCAGCUAGGCUACGAGCACGGCUGGGCCGCCGAGAGGGUGUGGGAGGCGGUCUUCCCCGACGGCUCCACCGCGGUCGACGGCCUCGCUGGCGUGUCGCCGUCCACUUCGCCGGUCGCGUGGCUUGGCGGUGUCGGGUGCGAGGGCGGCGAGGCGAGCGUCGGGGACUGCGCGGGCUUCGCCAACCUCAGCGCGACCGCAGACGCCGCCGCCGUGACGCUCGUCGGCUGCUCCGGCUGGGAGGCGGACGGCGGCGGCGGCGAGGCCUGCUCGGACCACUCUUGGGUCCUCUCGGAGCUGCGGCGUGAGAGUGACGCCCCCGUGUGGCGGUCGAUCUCUGUGGCUCAAGUUGGGGGCGAGGCGCGCCUCUCGCCGCUGCCGCCGAAGGCGGCGGCCCUCGUCAACACCAGCGCCGCCGGAUUCGCGGAGGAGGGCGAGUGUCUCGAGCAGCCAACGUUGGAGAACGGCUGCCUCUGCGCUCGCCUAGAGUCACCGGAGCAGAGCUCGGCCAACGGCUUCCGAGUCUGCUACGGAAAGGACGCCCUCACCCCGCCCGCGAGGAGGGCGCUGGAGGCGUGGUCGGCGUACGGCCAGUCCUCAUGCGGGCUCCCGCCCAACUGCGCCUCGCUCUCCCUCUUCUCGAUCUGCACGUCGCCCGCCUCAAAGUUCUACGUGCCGCUGCAGCACGUGAUGCUCUCACUCGCGCUGCUCGUCUUCAUCAAGCGCGCCAUCGCCGCGGAGAACAUGCCCCACCUGAUCGCGUGCGUGGUCGUCGUCUCCGUCGCCUGGGGCUACGAGCUCUCCCGCGGCGAGAUGUUCCAGCAGUGCGACGGCGAGGCGGCGCGCUCGGCGAUGCUGUACGAGCACACGCCGGACGGCCUCGAGAAAUCCUACGUCCACGCGAUCCACGCCUCCCUCUUCUGGAUGUGGGGCUCCGUCGCCGUCGUCAUCAGCGUGCUCGUCGCCUUUGUGUACCGCCACUUUGGCUGGCAGACCUUCUCCGUCGUCUCGCGCCUCCGCCUCUCCCUCGCCGCCUACCGGCUGCUGCAGUGGCAGCGGGCGGCGACCGAGUGGUCCAUCUUCGUCUGCCUCCUCUACACCGCCGCCACCGCCCUCGACACCACCUUUUACCGCGCGCAAGGCAUCGUGUCCGCGCAGGCCCGCCCGCGCGCCCUGCUCAUCGCGCACGCCUCGCAGCACACGCCCCACCGCACACGCCUCACAGCACACACCGCUGGCCCCAUGGAACGAGCUUGCGCGCAGGUCGUCACGUACUGCAUCAUCGCCGCCGACGUGCUCGUCCUCUACCUCUGCCACCGCUUCUCGCUCGCCUUCACGCCAAGAAGCACUCGCUUCGUCAGCUGCUUCCGGCGCUACUUCAGCCUCGCGCCGGCGGCUGCUCUGCGCUACUUCACGCUCGCGACGGCGCGCUCGCGCUACACUGCGCUCGCGUUCGUCGUGGCGCUCGGGCUGCUGAUGCCGCGCAACAUGGCUGCGUUAGGCCUCCCGCGGUACGUCCUCUUCUACGCGUUCGUCACCACCUUCCGCGUCGUCCUCCUCGUCACCACCUCCCUCGUCGCCUUCAACAAGGAGCUGGCCAGAGGGUACGCCCUGCGAGAGGACAUCAAGCGGACGCCCGCGGCGGCCAGGACUCCGGGCAAGAGCGGAUGGCACACCACGCGCGGCGCCACGGCGGCCGAGGUGAUCGAUCUGCCGCCGCACAUUGCGAAGCACGUGCGCAGCGCGGCCGAGGAGGAGGCGCUCCGCUUCUGCGCGGUGGGCGCCGUGCUCACGCUCGUCGGUAAAGACGGCCAGCGGCAGCAAGACUGCUUCCUGCAGCUGUCGCCCGACAUGUCCUCGAUCCGCUGGUCAUGGAAGAAGAUGAUGCUCGUCGCAGAGCUGACCACGAUCCUCUACUCACCGGCGCGGCCGCUCAACUUCCGAGUCUACUACAGCGACGCGGCUCAACAGACUGACCUCGAGCUCUCCUUCCUCUGCCGCAAGCUGCAGCACGCCCAACACUGGGUCACAGCGCUCGGGCUACUGCACCGCGCCCAAGCUACUCCACGGGGCAUCGCCGAGAGUGAGCACAAGAGGCUCAAGGCCGCCUUCCGGAGCUCUGUCUCCAGAGGGCGUACGCAGCUGUCUCUGGAGCAGCAGCAGGACUUCUUCGGCUGUCUCAACCUCUACGUCGGCAAGGACGAGCUGCGUCGCAUCCAUCUCAUCUGCGGCUUGCCGCCCGAGUGGUCGUGGCACGUCGACCUCGCCACCGGCCAGGACUAUUUUUACAAUUCACUCACCGAGCAGCGGCAGUGGGCGCCGCCGCAAGCGGGCUUCUCCGUCGACAUGGAGCAGCUCUUUGACCCGCUCGCCAAAGGCAAGCAUGUCCGAGCGUCAUGGCAGUCGAUGCUCGAUUUGUUCGUCGUCGCCUCGCGCCAGCCGUCGCUCGAGGCACGGCUCUGUAAGCACGCGCAGAGGGGCAUCGGAGGACGCAAGCUCUCCCUCGAGGAUUUCCGCGACUUUUGGAGCGCCGCCGUUUGCGGGGGCGCCCGGGCAAGCAGCGUGGCGAGCGACGUGGCGUUCGCUGGCGCGCCUUCGCUCAUCACAGCGAAGGUGGCCGCCGAGGCCACGCGCAUCUUCGAGCGCGGGGUCGGCUCGGCGGCGGGGGAGGCGCGGCUGCAGGCUUCCGCCAUCGUGGCGCUGCUGACGGACGUCUCUCAAAAUGCGUGGAUCGAGCCGGUCCACGCGCAGGUCCACCAGACGAUGGACAAGCCCCUUUCAGCGUACUACAUCCGCUCCUCCCAUCGCACCUUCCUCACCGGCAACCAGCUCACCUCAGACUCAUCGGCGGACAUGUACCGCCGCGCGCUCACGAUGGGCGUCCGCUGCGUCGAGAUUGACAUCUUCGACAGCCCCGACGGCGGGCUCGAGGUGUACCACAAGUUCUCCGCCACGACGCGCGUCCCCUUCCGCUCUGUGCUCGAGGCAAUCAACGAGACGGCCUUCACCAAGUGCGGCCGCGCAUCGAAGUACCCCGUCAUCCUCUCGCUCAAGUGCCAUGCCUCGCUUGAGGGGCAGGACCGCAUGGCGAGCGAGCUCGUCGAGGUGUUUGGCGAGCGGCUCCACCGGCCGGGCGGUGGCGACUCGUGGCGGCUCGAGACGCCGCAGUCGCUGCAGGGCAAGGUGGUGGUCAAGGGCAAGCGGUGCCCGGCCGCCAGCAUUGGAGGCCCGGUCAACCACAUCAUUGGAGCCAAGGUGUCCAAGGCGCUUUCAGAGGUGACGGCGAUGCGCGCAGUGCGUUUCACGGGGUACGUGCCAGUGCCGACGCCUGAACAGCGCGCGCAGCAGCCGCUGGUCAUCUCCUCCUUUAAGGAAGGUGCCACGAUCGACAUGGAGCGCGAGCAGCAGCCCGUCUGGCUCGCACACAACGAGUCGCACCUCUCUCGCGUCCACCCGAAGGGCAGCCGCGUCGACUCGAGCAACAUCCAUGACUUGCACGCGUGCCGCCUAUGGGGGCCCGGGGUCCAAAAGGGGGCGCCCAAUGUUCAGACGUGGGACAGCGCGAUGAUGCUCGAUGAGGCGCUGUUUCAGCUCAACGGGGGGCUCGUGGCGCGACCGUGGGACGAGUGGCACCCGCAGUGGUGGAAGGCGCGACCGCAGCAGCUGCACCCAGGCGGCAUCGUCUCCCCCGCGUGCGAGGUGGAGCUUCUCGGCGGGUUGGUGGGGAGCGACGAGGAUGCCUACCUUCUCGAGCGCUGGUCGCGCAGGACGUCUACGGUGACCAGCAACGGGCUCAAUCCGUCAUGGGCGGGGGAGGAGUUUCGCUGCGCGUGCUUCACGCCCGACCAGACCUUCCUCAAGCUCUCCGUUGUAGCAGAAUCAUACUCACCUUGGAGCGGUACUGCGCGGCACGAGCUCGUAGCGUACGAGGCGGCGCUUGUGGGCGCGCUCCGGCCCGGCUACCGCGCAGUACCGCUCCGCUGUCCCAAAGGCUCGCCGAUUGAGUCAUGCUCGCUGCUCGUCCACAUUGAAAUGACGCCGCUCCGCGAGGCGCAAUGUCUCGAGCGGUGGGGGGCACGCUGGCCGUGGUCGCGUUCCGACUGUGCCUGA
This is a messenger RNA of Emiliania huxleyi CCMP1516, 6093 nucleotides long. RefSeq lists its product as hypothetical. The coding region runs from base 1 to 6093 and encodes 2030 amino acids. Lineage: Eukaryota; Haptophyta; Isochrysidales; Noelaerhabdaceae. Gene Ontology annotation, molecular function: protein binding; phosphatidylinositol-4,5-bisphosphate phospholipase C activity. The record is from RefSeq and is a predicted model, not a curated record. Gene Ontology annotation, biological process: lipid metabolic process; phosphatidylinositol-mediated signaling. Gene Ontology annotation, cellular component: membrane. The transcript has 16 exons.